CCCCUCCGUUCUUUACCGAUGUCCUUAUAUCUGAAGGUUGAUCAUCCUCGGUUCUGAAWCCUCACACAAGAGCAGUUUACAGUUUUACACAUAUAAAUAGGAUAGAUCUGUCGAUCAAAAUCAGGCAGUAAGAUAUCUUAAUUUGUCGGAGGUACUUCUGAAUGGACUUAUUGAAGAAGGCCGGAAAGCCUGAAAUAGAGCCAGGAGACGAGGAGAAUAAGAUGGAGAAGGCGGCGGAAGAAGAAAUGGAGGAGAAGGACAACGCGGAGACCCACAACAACGCCGAUGUCGGCGCGGGAAAGCGAUCAGAAAUGGACAUAGCUGAGAGCGUCGAACUAUUUGGGAAAAAGUUUUUCCAGGAGUUCCAGCCCCAUUUGCACACAGCUCUUCAAACCAGGUCUCCAACGGUUCUAACAUCUGGAACAAAUACCAGUUCUCCUCCAGCUCAGCUCACCAUCUUCUAUUCUGGAACUGUUAGCAUCUUCGAUGCAGUUACACCAGAAAAGGCCCAACAAAUUAUGCUUAUUGCUGCUGCUGCAUCCACCACUGCAAUUGCCAUUGCCUCUAAUGACUCAAAUAUCAAGGAUGGUGGAGUUCCCUGUCCAGUUGCUUCACCUAUUCUCAGAAGGUCUCCAUCCCUCCAGAGCACUGCAGCUGCCGUGGUUUGUCCUCAGCCUCAACCUCGUCCCAUGGAGACCGAUCCCCUCUGCAAACUGCAAGCUGAACUUCCAAUUGCAAGGAGACACUCCCUUCAGCGCUUCUUGGAGAAGCGACGAGACAGGUUGGUGAGCAGGGAUCCAUAUCCCCAAGUAACGCCAAUGAAAUUAACGGACAAACCAGAACCCAGCAGCCUCAGUGCCGAAGCUUCACCUCAGCUUCGCUUUUGCUCUGAGCCUCCCAAGGUUCCGGACGAGUUCCAACCAACGGUUGCUGUUCACCUUGCAUAAAUGGAUUAAUUACUAGCCUGUACCAAAGCCCCUUUAAGACAAACUUAACUACUUAACAGUACUUGUCUACUUGCAAAAAACACUCAUACCUAUUUGAUUAACUCUUACUCCCUACAUGGAACAGAGGAUUUCCUAUCACGCCAUGUAAUAUUUAUAUCAGACCAACAUGAUUUAUUCUGUGCUUGUUUCCCA
Nelumbo nucifera (sacred lotus) is the source of this 1139-nucleotide messenger RNA. RefSeq names its product protein TIFY 3B. NCBI's taxonomy places the organism in Eukaryota, Viridiplantae, Streptophyta, Magnoliopsida, Proteales, Nelumbonaceae. Gene Ontology annotation, biological process: regulation of defense response; regulation of jasmonic acid mediated signaling pathway; response to wounding. The record is from RefSeq and is a predicted model, not a curated record. Gene Ontology annotation, cellular component: nucleus.